AGAACAUAGGCUACAGCAGUAAUAUGCUAUUCAUCUUUUCAACGCUAUUGUGGACGGCUGUGUAAUUCUGAAAUGGAAACUUGAAUUGAAACACGCUGGAGUGUCAUCUAGCGCCGUGCGCGUUUCACGGGGACUGUCCAUUGCUUUUGGUGCUGAUCUCGAGGAAGCACCAAUUGUGGAAGCGUUUCAAGGGGUUGCCGCUUGCCAAGUUUCCAAAGGCGGGACCUGAUGUAGGGCCUAUCAUACAUAGUCAAUAUCAAGUCAACGUGGAAAGGCAAUUGAAAGUUAUGCAUAGAUGAAAACCUGUUUAGACACAGCCGUUCUCGCACGGACUUGGUGUCCUAGAAGGAAUUUGCCAAUCGGUGGAGGGUGCGAGAGGGGCGACAAGCAGUCAUGUCGGACAACUUUACCGAUUUUGGCAAUACGACACAGCCGGUUGUCACCGACUACAACUAUCCUGCUCUAAUAUUCGGAAUAUUGCUGAUCAUUGUUAUUAUUGGAGGAAAUGUGCUUGUGUGCCUUAGUGUUUACAAGGAGAAAGCGUUGAAAACUACAACAAACUACUUCAUUGUCAGUCUGGCUUUUGCGGACCUACUGCUGGCUGUUCUGGUUUUGCCCCUCUUUGUGUAUGCAGAGUUCCAGGGUGGAGUGUGGACCUUAAACAUGCUGGUGUGUGACGGCCUGAUGACCAUGGAUGUGAUGCUGUGCACCGCUUCCAUAUUUAACCUCUGCGCUAUCAGCGUUGACAGGUUCAUUGCCGUUUCCAUUCCCUUAAACUACAACCGAAAACAUGUGGACCACCGUCAGAUGAUCCUGCUGUCCGCCACAUGGCUCCUGGCCCUUGCCGUUGCAUCACCCGUUAUGUUUGGCAUCAAUGAUCCCAAUGAUAUCCCCCAACGCGACCCCAGCGAAUGCAAGCUGGAGGAUGACAACUAUGUGGUGUACUCCUCCGUCUGCUCCUUCUUCAUCCCCUGCCCCAUCAUGCUGCUCCUCUACUUUGGAAUUUUCCGGGGUCUUCGGCGCUGGGAGGAGGCUCGCAAGGCCAAGCUGAAGAACAGCAUCCAGGCUUGCCGGAAACUCCAGCAUGCUGCCGCCGCCCUACCCCCUGUAGACCCCCUCCCUGGCCCACUGACCAUGCCCCUGCCCAGGAUCAUCGAACGUGACCUGGCCCAGUCUGGCCUGGAGGAGGAAGAGGACUGUGUGCAGCCGGACUGCCCUUUUCCUCCAGAGUACAGGAAGAGUUCCAUUGAAACUGUAACUUACCCAGACCUGUCCUCUUACAACCAGCAGCCACCGAGGAAAACAAGAGCUAAGAUUAACAGCCGGGAGAGGAAGGCCAUGAGGGUGCUCCCUGUUGUGGUGGGUUGCUUUCUAUUCUGCUGGACGCCAUUUUUUGUAGUGCACACCACCCGUGCCCUUUGCAAGUCAUGUGAUAUCCCGGACGGUCUGAUGAGCACCGUCACCUGGCUGGGUUACGUCAACAGCGCACUCAACCCCAUCAUCUACACCGUCUUCAAUACAGAGUUCCGAAAGUUUUUCAAAAAGUUCUUUCACAGCUGUUUCUGGCAUUAGACAACCCCUCUUCAAAGACAAUGUGUCACACAGUGGUGUCAAUCACUAGUUCUGCACAUUUCUUGGUUUUCAUCAAACCAUGAACAAUGUUAAUGUAGUGUCUUUAUUUAUGUAAGAUAUCCCAUGCAUAUAAGCGCCUUCUGAAAAUGAAGUGUGUGACCUGAGUGGAGAAUCUACCUAAUCAUGAUGAGUCAUAGGUCACCCUAUGCAGGAGUCUCAAUUUCUGACAAAUGAGACUAUGUAGGUCUAGGACUAAGACCAUUAGGUAAAAAAGCAGCUGCUUGGAGACUAGCAAGGCCCUUAAAACAUUGUCAGUAUAAUGGAUAGCACUAUGAUCAGAUACUGUAUAUGAUCACAUCAAUGUGUGAUUGUAAUGCCAACACUUUGAAGGAUAGGCUCUGAUAUGCUAACAUCAUGCUAUAAAAAGGUGCAGACAUGCCUUUUUGUUUAUUUUUAUACCUUUAUAUCAGUAUACCUGGAGCAGCCUCAACAUGAUAAAAUGAAAAGUUAGGGCACCUUUGAAAUUUAACUUUGUCCUGAAAAUCAAACAGCAUUAACCUUGAAUGUCCUGUCACUCCACAGGAGUGAUAUAUUGACUUACAUAUAGAUUUAUGUAGUUGAAUUCUGAACCUAUCCUUUAAUUGUUUGGGGCAUUGCAUGAAUAAGAAUAUAAAAAAAUAAUCAUAUUAAAAAGAGGUCUAAAUGCAUUCAAGAAUUUAACAGUUAUAUUCUAGCGUUUCAUGACUACAUCUUAAUCUUAAGUACUCAUGAUGUUUAAACAUAAGUAACUUUGUAAAAAGCAUAUAAGCCUUCAGUAUGAAUACACAUUACUUUAUUACUAACCUCAAAAACAAAUCUCUCCAAAUGUAUUUGUUUUAUUAUUUCACAUUGUUUUUAUUAUUAUUGCCAUUUUACCAAAGCCAAUAUUUCUGCCUGAUACAGCAGUAUGUAUGUUUGGUCAUUGACAGUGCCUACUGUUGUUAUGCCAUAUCCACGUUUUAAGUGGAAGCUUUCCAAUAAAAAGCAUCUUUCUGAUACUUAAACUCGUGCCUUUCUAUCUUUCAUUCUUAACGGUGCUUGGGUAUGUGGCCAUGUAAAAAAAAUGCC
Molecule: messenger RNA, 2679 nt
Organism: Osmerus eperlanus (European smelt)
Lineage: Eukaryota; Metazoa; Chordata; Actinopteri; Osmeriformes; Osmeridae
Gene: drd4b
Product: dopamine receptor D4b
Exons: 4
Coding region: 394-1572 (392 amino acids)
Biological process (GO): regulation of potassium ion transport; negative regulation of cytosolic calcium ion concentration; phospholipase C-activating dopamine receptor signaling pathway
Cellular component (GO): plasma membrane
Molecular function (GO): G protein-coupled receptor activity; dopamine neurotransmitter receptor activity, coupled via Gi/Go
Source: RefSeq, a predicted model, not a curated record